Gloeophyllum trabeum ATCC 11539 is the source of this 2143-nucleotide messenger RNA. RefSeq lists its product as uncharacterized. The record is from RefSeq and is a predicted model, not a curated record. The coding region runs from base 1 to 732 and encodes 243 amino acids. The transcript is spliced from 2 exons. Lineage: Eukaryota; Fungi; Basidiomycota; Agaricomycetes; Gloeophyllales; Gloeophyllaceae.
AUGUCUCUCCUCCCCUCUGACCCCGCCGCCGGACAAGUGGAAGAGGCUGCGUCCUCGGUCUGCACUCCUGAGCACUGCUACCAUGCGUUCGAUGCAUUGUACUGCGCCCUGACGGGCAGCGACCCGAUCCCUACCAAGUUUGCAGACGAGAAAUACCCUCUCUUCGUUACUUGGAAUACACGAUCCUCUCGUCGGCACCCGAGACUAAGGGGCUGUAUCGGCACUUUCGAGGCCCAACCCCUCAGCGAAGGUCUGGCUGAAUACGCCCUCAUCAGCGCCUUCAGGGACCAUCGAUUCAGGAAGAUCGAAGAGAAGGAGCUUUCCAGCCUGGAGUGCAAGAUCUCCUUGCUCACGGACUUCGAGGAUGCAUCUUCCUACCUGGACUGGACCAUAGGCGUCCAUGGCAUCAGCAUCUCUUUUCCUCAUCCUUCUCUGAUCCCUUCGUCCACGCCGUCCACGGAGCCCGGCUCUCCGUUCUCCAGUACGCCAUCUCUUCCUCGCUUCACAUCCAAGCAGUCCUUCUCUGCUACAUACCUCCCCGAAGUCAUGCCUGAGCAGGGAUGGGAUAAGAUCGAGGCUAUAGACAGCGCUAUCCAUAAAGCAGGGUGGACUGGCCGUAUCACAGAGGAUCUCCGUCGUAGCAUCAGACUCAGGAGAUACCAGAGCAGCAAAUGCACUGUAGGAUGGGACGAUUACGUAGAAUGGCGGCAACGGAAUGGCGGUGACAUUUGAGCAGUCUGCUCAGUAGAGCCUCCACCUUCUUGCCAAUGUACCAAUCGGGUUAUAGACGGCUGUACAAUAUACGGACUUUUCACGCCAGAGUUUGAUUAUACUUUCUACAAUGUAUUCCGGAUUAGAUCUAGCAAAGCCUUUUGACUAUGACGCUCAUUGCUGUGCGAUAUAAUAGCCUCGAAUCGCCUGAUACGCUCACUCCAGUGGCCAGGGUAUCUCCCCUGAAGACGAGACCACACGUCCCUAAGUCUAACGACGUCUGCGUCGCUCGUCUUGAUAAAUGCCACGAUAAUCCACCACACCAUCCGGUCGCUGGGGUGAACAUCGCCGGGCAGGUCCAAGAAGUUCCGGAAAACGAGGUCCAGAUUUUCCGGGCUCCACGCGAAACCGGAGGGAGAAUCGGACUCGAAGGGGUCGCCCGGCUCCUGCUGCGAAAUAACGGGGAUCAAGCCAGUCGAGGCCACAGAAGGUCGGCCGUACCGCGCAAACCCGUAGAAAAUCGCUCGGUAGGCGGCAAGAGUGGGCGUAAAGGUCGGAGGAUCAGUGUCCGAGCGUCGCGACCCGUCAAGGGGGCUAGAGAGCAUGUCCACAAAGACUUGAAGGGACCUUAUGACAUCCCCUCGAUAGGCAAAGGCUUGGAUUAGGGUGUGGUACGUGACAUGGUCCGGUACCAUGUCAUCGGGUAUGGCCAAGCCAUCGCCAGCGAAGUUCUCCUUCACCGCCAUGAUUUCUUCAUCGUCAAAACCUUCAGAGCCGGACCCUUCCUUAGGCUGUAGAUGAUACCGGAGGACACGGUAGACAUUCCACGCAAGCUCCAGACGACCAUUGCGAGCAAAAGCCCAGAUGAAUGCGUUCACAGCUGCUAUAUCCAGGGGAAUGUCUUGCUCCUUCAUGUGCGACAUGGUCUGCCGGAUGGCCACACUGUCAUUCUUGUGAGUGAAGUAGCGGAGCAGGACAAGGUGGGUGAUGCGGUUCGGAGGGAUCUUGCUAGCUCGGAAAAGUGACAGCGCGUGACGGACGGCAUUCGAAUCCAACGUUCGGCCUGCGAUGUUGAGGAGCGUGGUGUAUGUAUAUACAUCAGGUGCCAAGCCUUUCCCCUUGGAUGACUCUAAGGCCCCGUUGUCAUCACCACGUCCCGACGCCCCUGGAGCGCGCUGCGACGCCAGAAUGUCAUUCAGAACAGCAAGAGACCGUUGAUAGUCCGCAAACUGCGUCUUCCGAGACCCUUUUCCCGCGCAGUCCAUCAGCGCGUUCCACUCCCAGAGAUGGACGGUUCCGCCUGUCUUCCUGAGAGUGUUUAUGACAGAGUACAGCUGCAAGAACUCGUUCCGGGUGCGCGGCUUGACGGAUGUGAUGAGGCGCGCCAGGCGGUGCAGGUGCGCGAAAGGAAUCUGCGGCUCUUCGCCGGGUG